AUGAAGGAUUCUGUCCUUGGUUCCCAGGUGGCAUCCCUUGCUUCAACCCUUGACGCUUCCUACACGUACGGGACCUCAUUGCGCAAAAGUCUUGCAAGUGACCAGAGCUAUGGGACAUUUCUUCUAGGUUAUCCCAUAUCAAAGUCUCUCGCGCCAAUGCUUCAGAACAAGCUGUUCUGUCUAGCAGGACUUUCAUGGAAGUAUCGACUUCUUGAAUCGGCCGACCAGGACGACCUAUUACCUCACUUAGCCUCGCAGGAUUGUGUUGGCGCGGCCGUCACGAUGCCCCAUAAAGUCACAUUUUUAACCAAGGUUGACGACGUAACUAUGGAAGGCCGUGCCAUUGGUGCCAUCAACACAGUCUUCAUCCGCCAAUCUCCAAUGGGGCAUCGCAGAUACAUUGGUACCAACACAGACUGCAUUGGCGUUCGCGAGGCAUUUCUACGCAAUAUAUCGCCAGAGGGUCUCGCACGGGGUACAUCAAGCCCUGCUCUAGUAAUCGGUGGCGGUGGUGCAUGUCGUAGCGCUAUCUUCGCACUUCAUGAAUGGUUCAAUGUCCAAACAAUAUACCUAGUCAACAGAUUUAAGAGUGAAGUCGACAGCAUUAUACGAGAUUUCUCGCAGAUACCGGGGUGGAAGGCCAAACUCCUCCACGUGGACUAUGUAGCCCAAGCACAAAAGGCUGACAGUCCAUAUUUUAUUGUCGGAACAGUACCGGACUAUCCCCCGUCGACAGUGGAGGAGAAUCUAGCUUCUGAGAUCGUGAAAGCGUUCCUAAUGUCAGGACUGACAACAGAGAAGGGAAUGGUGCUGGAAAUGUGCUAUUUUCCGCGGGUACGAACUACCUUUUUUGAGCUUGCGGAAGCAAAUGGCUGGCAAGUCAUAGCCGGUACCGAGGCGAUGAUCUGGCAGGGGGUGGCUCAACAGGUCCUCUGGACAGAGGAUCUGUUACCAGCAACGGGUAGCAUUGUAGACACUGCUAGCGAGAUGAUCUCGAAAGAAAUUACUGUGUAG
Messenger RNA from Exophiala bonariae, 1014 nucleotides. RefSeq lists its product as uncharacterized. Bases 1 to 1014 code for a protein of 337 amino acids. Gene Ontology annotation, biological process: shikimate metabolic process; chorismate biosynthetic process. NCBI's taxonomy places the organism in Eukaryota, Fungi, Ascomycota, Eurotiomycetes, Chaetothyriales, Herpotrichiellaceae. Gene Ontology annotation, molecular function: shikimate 3-dehydrogenase (NADP+) activity. The record is from RefSeq and is a predicted model, not a curated record. The transcript has a single exon.